Molecule: messenger RNA, 1936 nt
Organism: Daldinia decipiens
Lineage: Eukaryota; Fungi; Ascomycota; Sordariomycetes; Xylariales; Hypoxylaceae
Product: PLC-like phosphodiesterase
Exons: 1
Coding region: 100-1509 (469 amino acids)
Biological process (GO): lipid metabolic process
Molecular function (GO): phosphoric diester hydrolase activity
Source: RefSeq, a predicted model, not a curated record
CAUAAGUAUUGAUGCGCCUCGACAGCGUCGGCGCCGGCGCAUCCUAUCUAGCUCUACAACCGUCUUUUUGGAACCCCAUUAAUUCAAUAUUGUAAUCCAAUGGCAGAUUUAACUAUCCGUAACCUCACAAUCACUCCGCUAGAGCUUAAGCUCGUGGAGCGGUUUGAAGGACAACCCUCAUCCGGUCGUCAUACCCCCGUCGGUAACAUCACGAGCAAGAUUACUGGUAUUUUCAACUCUACAUCCAUUGCGUCUCAUGUCCGCAUCCAGGGCGAGGCUAAGGACCGCCGUGAUGUUUCUAUCACUAUCGGAUGCUUUGAGACCCGAGUUACGGAUGUUCGCACGCCCGACCCGGGCCGAGAAGUCAUUCGCUUGACUUUCGAGUCUGAAGGGCACCGAUAUCAAGUAGACGUGCCGAGUGCUUCACAGCGCAGCACGGUCAUGACGAAGCUAGAUGGUGCUCUCAACGAAUACACAACUAUCUACGUACAGGCCAGCAGUUGUCUUGCCAUAUUCAGCUCCACCAAUCUUUCGAGUUGGAUGCGCGAGUUGCGCGACGAAUACCCUUUAUCGGCUCUGUCCAUACCGGGUACACACAACAGUCCGACUUGCCAUGUCGCACUACCUUCAGUCCGAUGCCAAGCGGUCAAUGUGCGUGAACAGCUAGAGAACGGUGUGCGGUUCUUCGAUAUCCGCGUAAACGUCAGCACAGAUUCUUCGGAACUGGCACUUGUGCAUAGCGCGUUCCCUAUCUCACUAACGGGGAGCAAAUACUUUAAGGAUAUGCUAGAUGUUAUUUACUCCUUCUUAGACGCCAAUCCGUCUGAGGCUCUUAUUAUGAGUGUGAAGCGCGAAGGUACUGGUAAAGGCACCGACCAGCAGCUGUCCAAGAUCCUCAAGGAGCGGUUCUACGAGGAUGGAAAACGAUGGUACACAGAACCGCGCAUUCCAAAGAUUAGCGAAGUACGAGGUAAAAUUGUGCUACUUAGGCGGCACCAUAACGACCCAAGCCUGAAUGGCGAAUGGGGAGGUCGAGGAUGGGCGCUCGACGGUAGUGUCUGGCCGGACAACUGUGAAAAUGGACUACUCGGAAGUGGCAUUGCUCGUAUACAAGAUUUUUACGAGGUUGACCAGAAUAAGAACAUUCAAGCCAAAAUCGAAUUCGCGCGAGAGCAUCUUGAACGGGCAGCCGAGCCAGUGUGCCCCCUUCCAGGACGUGAAGGCUAUAAGGAGAACGCACCGGCUCAGCCUUUCUACGUGAACUUUUUAAGUGCCAGCAAUUUCUUCAAUACUAACUGUUGGCCCGAGAAGAUUGCGGCCAAGGCAAACCCAGCCAUCAUCGAGUAUCUAUGUUUACGACACGGGGCUGAUGGCAAGGGGCCGAAAGGCCUGAAGGUGGGUGACGGGAGCACUGGUGUGGUCGUUACGGAUUGGGUUGGUCAAGAUGGCGACUGGGACCUCAUAAGAUGCAUUGUCGGUUGGAACGCAAGAUUGCAAUUAAAACAAUAAUAGCCUUUGGUCUCAACCAUACCCCCUCAGUGGCUUUCUUGGGUUUGACAACCGAUGUGUUUUGAGAACCCAAUCCACACUUGGGGAGAAUACCUGGAGAAUACCUAUAUAUAGAUAGAAUAGAAUAGACUUGGAUAUUAAUUAUUCGGAUGUCAUAGAGAGCUUACCUAAUUAUGGUAGUAUAAAUGAAAUCGUCUAUAAUAACGAAACUUCUUUUCCUUUCUUCUUUUAAUAUUUGAGUUAGUAGGUCCGAAGCACUAAAUUAACAAUUAACAACCAUUUUCUUUUAGCUUGGUCUGAAAUAAAACGAGAAUGAUAAUUCUUAUCGUCGAGACGAUAUGCGUUAUUUUAUAUCAAAUUAUAUGAAAUAGAGCCGAAAUGGUAGAAUAAUCACUGAGAGGAAGCUUACCUAUGAUGUCCUGUAGCG